Ostrea edulis (European flat oyster) is the source of this 3994-nucleotide messenger RNA. RefSeq lists its product as uncharacterized. The coding region runs from base 664 to 1254 and encodes 196 amino acids. The transcript has 4 exons. Lineage: Eukaryota; Metazoa; Mollusca; Bivalvia; Ostreida; Ostreidae. The record is from RefSeq and is a predicted model, not a curated record.
UAAUAUCAGUGUACGAAAUUAGCGUCAGUCCUUUGGCCCUGCGCCGACAUACACGUCGAAGGACUCGCGAAUAGUACGACUAAAUGGGUCCUUCUCAUAGUUUUAGGCUGACACGGUUGCCAGGAAUAAAACUUUACAACAUGCGUUGGUUUAUGCAUUUAGAUUACCUAGUUUAUAUCUAUCCAGCAUUUUGAUUGGAAUUUUUGAAAUAAAUGAACCAAUGAGCAUCCUUAAAGGUCAUAUGAAACAAUUUCUAACAAUGGUAUUUUACUUUAAAAACAUAAAGAUGGGUAUGAAUGAAGGUCAAACAGCGUUUAAUAAAAAAUUAUUGUCCUUGGAUUGAUAAGUAAUAAAACUGUAAACUUGUACAUAGAAUGAAUUUGUUACCCGCUUAUUGUUCUUGAUUAUGUGUGUUUGUGACAUCACAAUGACCCAUCGAUGUAAACAACGCAAUGAAAAUAGUGUAGGCCUACCAUGCCUACCAUUUUGUUCAACGAAAUAUCUACUGCAUUUAACGAAUAUGGACUAAUUUUUGUUUUCUGACGAACUGCCUGAUUUUGUGUUUCAACAAUAUCAGUUUAAACCAGUCAGGAAUGAUGCACGGCAAGCGAAUAACAUUCUUCAACAGAGGAUGAUAUUGAAGAAGUCAACACUAGCUGAAGUAUGGCCACUACCGAUUUUUUCCUCCAUAUGACAGCAGGAUCUCGAUUUCCCCCACACCUGACUUUAAACUUAACAAGUCUUUGCAAUGAUGAGGCAUUCUUUGAGGCAUUUCCAAAAUACAGAGUCAUUAACAGUACCUGUACUAUAUCAUACAGUCUGAAUAAAGCCAGCAGUCACAGUGUUAACGCCAAUAAUUUUGUAUUUAAUUCAAGUAGUAACGUCUUUCGAGUUCCAUUAGAAAGGGCACUUCAUUCAAAGACGUUGUACAGUGUAGUUUUGAAGUGUUUAAAAGAUGAUGAUGGUACAUUACAAUAUUCCAAACUUGUUGAUAAAUUUACAGGGGAAUGUCACAGAUACCGACUUCUCACCACCACUGGAUCCGAGGUGAUCUAUAAGGAGCAGGCUGUGUUCUCGUCGUCUGUACAGGAUAUUGUUCUGGGGGUUGUGUUCAGUGUGGUGGCUCUCCUCAUUGUGUUUGUGACAAUUCAUUAUCAGUACAAACGAUACCGACGACAACGCAGAAUGCAGCAAUAUCUCAGCACACCUCACACCGAUCCGUUUGAACGACUACAGGAUCACAUGGAGGAGUGAUGGUUCUUUCUUGCCAAACAGUGCUCUAGUGUACAAAGUCCCACUUCAAAGAGUGCAUGUACAGCGGAUAAUCCACAUGUACAGCGGAUAAUCCACAUGUAUAGCAGAUAAUCCACAUGUACAGCGGAUAAUCCACAUGCAGCACCACAAUUUGUUGAGGUGCAGAUGACAUAUCCAAUACUAAUUCAGUCUUUCACGAAAAUGAAUAUUGUGCUCAUUAUGUAAUUCUUGCUUUAUUCGUGGUGUAGUAUUGUCUGUCUGUCCAUCUGUAAUUUUGACAUUUAUACCUAUAUAUUAUGAUUAAUGGUGCCAUCACAGAAGACAGGCUCUCUGUUUUAUGCCCCUGCUAUGCUAUGGCUGGUGCAUAUAAUGUUUCUCUUUUCCGUCAUAAUUCAGUUUCCAUUCAUUAUCUCUAUUACUGAUGUGCAUAUUCAACUGAUAUUUAGUAUACAGAUGGUCAGGAGAAUAGCCAGAUCAAGUUUUUAAUUGGUUUUGGAUUGAGAUUGAGUAAUUUUUUUUCACAAAGUUAUGCCCCUUAGACAUAGACAAUUUCAAAUAAUGCAGUUUCCUCUCAUUAUCUCAGUCAUAAAUGGACAUUUUGAAUCAAAAUUUAGGAUAUAGAUAUAUCGUGACAAUACGCAGGUCAAGUAAUUUUGUGGUUGUGGUAGAUAAUUGUUGGCAAAGUUGUGGACAUUAGACUUUAAAAAUUUCAAACAAUUUACAGUUUCAUCAAAUUGAAAUUUGUGAUAUAGAUAUUAAUCCAAAUUUGUCAUCACUUCACUUGAGUAAAACAGUAAUAUAAAGUUGGUUGUUGCCGAAGGGGAUGGGGGUGGAUUUAUUUCCAGCAGAGGCAUUUGUAUCACUUGGACACAAUCUUUUGAUAUACCCACAGAUAUCAAGCAUUUUUGUUGUACAUGUAUUGAUUAUUGCAAAAUGGCGUACUUUUUACAGAAUUAAUGCCCCUGGGUUAUGAAAAAAUUUUGAAUUUCAUAGUUUUACUGAUUUCCCCCCCCCCCCCCCCCCCCCCCCCCCCCCCCCCCCCCAUGCUAGCAGAUAUGAAAUGAAUUUUGAGUUUGUAGUUGUAUUUUUAUGAGUUAUUUUUCAGCUCUCUAAGUUCCACCGUAAUUUAGCCUUUUUUAAACUGUAUGCAGAUACAUGUAUUUAACUGCAUCAAAUUUCCACUGUGUUCAGAUGUGAUGUGUGGACUGGUUGUUAGAACCCAUGAACUUUAAAAAUAUCAUCGAAUAUUCGCAGUUGGCUGAUUUUGAAUUACAGAUCAAGUCUUGAGUUUUGUUCCAGUUAAGCUUAGCAGUAAUGUAAUGUCCAUUGGAAAUUGAAUAGAAUUUAGUGAGACAUCUUGACUUCUGUUCUAAUUGACUUAAUUCUUGUCCCAUUGAUGUAUCUAUUUUAUAGUUCAGGUUUCACAGAAAUGUAUGCAUAUAUUUUAUAAUAUUUACAUUUCCCAUGUUUUUGCUUUGUUAUCUCUACAAAUUGUAAUGAUGGCCAUAUCCUCAUGAAUGCAUUGCAGUUGUAAACAAUCUGCGUAUGAAUACAAAAAAAAUGAGUAUUUCUAUUGUAACCGCUGGAAAUUCCAACAGAAAUGAAGGUAUAAAAAAAAAACUUUUUUUGAAAAUACACGAGGGUAUGCACCGCAACAAUUCAUGUCUGUAUACUUUUGAUACAGUGCUGAUUGACUUCAUUAAGUACACCAGCGAGAAGUGUCGCAGUUCAUACCCACGUGUGUUUUCAAAAAUGAAAUUUCAUUUCUUAAAUAUACCUUUCAACUUUAAAUUUUAAAUCACUGAAUAUAUUUUAAACUUUGAUUUUACUAAGAAAAUUUAGAUGAAUGGUUUUCAUCUAGUCAAGCAUCUGACUUUAUACUGUAUCUUAAUAUAAAGGGUCCUCCUUUUUUCUUUUUUUCUUUUUUGUUACAGGUAUACAUAAUCAGCAAUAUUUUCUUCUUGCAUCAUAUUGAUUGCGGUUCUAUGUACCUGAUGAAAUGGCAAUCAGCCAAAAAGGUUUACUCUGGUAUCUAUUCAUCACAGCCUAUUUCAUCACUUUAGAAUAAAUAGGAACCCAAUCUCUUUUCAUGCAGUCAGCUGGUUUUAAUAAUUUUUUACGUUUACCCGUCCUUCAUGCUGUUAAGUACUCCGAGAUGUACAAGAAUUUCACAAAGUUGUGUGGCAUAAUAUUUUCAAACUUAGAUAUGAUACAUUUUAUCCUUCAUUUGUGUUGACAACAUUUCUGAUACAUGGUCGUGGGUUUUUUUGUAUGAUGAAUGAAUAACCCUCACUUGAUGGGACAGUUUUACCUACAACACUGGCCAUGUCAUUUGGUACAAUAUUACAGAGUCACUAAUCUUCAAGUUUUCACUGCACCGAAUGAUAUUCAUUGCAUCAUUUUAUAAAUUGUGGUAACAAAUACGCUUACUAUUAAAUAAAAUGCUUGUCGAUGUAGGUCACCUAUAGAGACACAUAACAAAAUACAUUCCAUAUUACUUCUACACAGGCACCAUCUUCAGCACAGCAGAAUUAAUUAUUUUGUAUCGUGUUUUUUGGUAAUUAUAUAGAAUUUUUUAAUUGGCUUUUGAAAUCAAACAAUACAGGUGUAUGUACUUGUUUGUAUUUCUCAUUGUUGAUGUUCGUGUGUAACACUAAAUAUUACAUGAUGUAUUUAUUAUUGGUUCUAUAGUAAUGGGUAGUUUAGUGAUGUUAGUGUAUAAAUAAAAUAAUGAAAUUAU